AUGGCUCCUCCUGCGCCCAUCCUGCGCAUCGGCAGCUCGCUCUCGGGCGCACCCACCGCGGCGCCGACCGCGUCGCUCCCCGCCAAGCCGGCCGCCUCGAGUCCUCCACCGCCGCCGUUCGACCGCGCGAGCGCCUUCAAGGAGCGCCUCCAGGCGACCCAGGCGCGUGCUACUGCAGCAGCAAGCCUGCCCAGUCGGCCCUCUGCCGCCGCGUCCGCCAGCAGCAGCGCUUCCAACCGCGCCGCUCCUCCCCGUCCAGCAGCCGUCCAGCAGCCCGUCGCCGCGGCCCUCCCGCCCGCCGCCGCGCAGCCCUCGCCCUACUCGAACCCCUCGCUCGUGUAUCCAAUCAGCGGGCCGCGCACCACCUCCGGCCCGCCUGCGCCAUCAUCCUCGUCCCCGUCCUCCUUCGCCCCGGCCUCGCCUCCCUUUCCGCCUCGUCAGCCCGCGUACGGCGCGUUCGCCUACCCGGACUACGCGCCUCAGCAGCACUACCCACACCACAUGCCCAGCACAGCCACGCCCUUCCACCUCCCGUCCCACCCGCACCAUCACCCGGCGCAGCCUCACCCCUCGUCGGCCUUCCCCCACCACUACGCCGUCUACCCUCCCACCGCGCCCGCCUCUUCCCACCCCGCCUACCCACCGCCCUCGACGGCGCACGACACGCAGACGUGGCCCGCGCCCGAGAUCACGUGGCGCAGCCCACCGCCGCCUGCGCCGCCUGUCCCGGCGCGCUUGACGAGCGACGGGCGCGAAACGGACUAUGGCGCGGCUGCGGCGGCGGCGGCGAGUGGCGGCGGCGAGGAGCAAGGGGCGGCGCAGGAGCAGCAGGAGCAGGCGCACCAGGAGCAGCAGCAGGCGCGGGCGCAGGCGCACGAGCCCGCGAGCCCGCGCGCGCGCCGCCGCUCGACAAUGAGCGCCGCCGCCGCCGAGCCGGGCUCGGAGCGCCUCGGCGGGUUCGUCAGCGCGUUUGAGGGCGAGUUUGGUGGGGCCGAGAGGGCGCGCGAGGGGGCUUUCGGGCUGUGUGGGCUUGAGGGGCUCGAGGAGGCGGAGGGGGAGAGGCUCGAGGGGGAGCUGCUGCGGGUUUGGCGGGACAAGAUCGCUCCGCUGUCGAACGGCGACCUCGACGACGCGUCUCGCAACGUCCUCGACGGGCUCCACUACCUCCUCCUCACCUCGCCCUCGCUCCCCUCGCUCCCCUCCUCAGCCCAGGAGCUCUCGUCUCUCGAGCUCGCCCUCCUCGACGUCGCCAUCCGCGCCGAGGGCCUCGACGUCGCCGACGAGCGUGACGCCGUCCGCGAGCGGUGGGGCGCCGUCGAGCGCAAGUGGACCGCGCGCACGACGAGGGUCCUCGCGCUCGAGGACCGCCAGGCUGGGAUCGUGUCGGCGCUCGUGCAAAAGGUUGCAGAACUCGAGCUCGAGCGCGCGCAGGCGCAGGCGCGCACAAAGCGCCUCGAGACGAGCGUCGCGGCGUCCAAGGGCGAGCUCGAGCAGCAGAAGGAGCGCGCCGAGCGGGCCGAGGCCAAAGUCAAGGCCAAGCCGUCGCAGCGCGUCGGCCUCCUCCUCGAGGACCUCAAAAAGGUCACCGCCGCCCGCGACACCCUGUCCGCCGAGCUUGACGACGCCCGCUCGACCCUCGCGUCCGCUCACUCGGACCUCGCGCGCCUGCGCCGCCCCUCCUCGGCCCUCCUCCUCAGCUCCACGACGCGCACCUCCACCGCCCUCGACCACGCCGCCUCCGAGCCCUCGGCCGCGGCCGCCGACUCGACCGGCGAGCCCGGCCGCGCCCUCCACCUCCUCCUCCUCGAGGCCGAGCUGCGCCGCGCCCGCGAGGCGCACGAGGCGGACCGCAUGAUUGCCGACGAGCGCGUGCGCGCGCUGCGCGCCGAGGCGGACGAGCUGCGCCGGGUGCUCGCGCGGCGCGCGUCGGCGUCGGCGUCGGCUGCGGCUGCGGCGGGCGGCGGGGCGGGCGCGCCGGGCGCGAGUGUGGCGGGCUCGUCGUCGCUCGUCGGGGCGGCGGUCGAGCGCGAGCUCGAGAGCGCCAAGGCCCAGCUCGCCAAGAAGGGGUUCGUCGUCACCCGCCUCGCCGAGAAGGUCAAGGAGCUCAACCGCGAGCUUGAGGGCAAGGCGAGGGAGAACGCGACCCUCCUCGACCGCCUCGCCGUCACUGCCCCUCGCGCCUCUUCCGCCUCAUCUCCCGCCUCUCCUUGA
Messenger RNA from Rhodotorula graminis WP1, 2211 nucleotides. RefSeq lists its product as uncharacterized. The coding region runs from base 1 to 2211 and encodes 736 amino acids. The transcript has 5 exons. NCBI's taxonomy places the organism in Eukaryota, Fungi, Basidiomycota, Microbotryomycetes, Sporidiobolales, Sporidiobolaceae. The record is from RefSeq and is a predicted model, not a curated record.